AUGAACAGUCUCAACGCUUCAAUCACAGCAAUCACCUCAAGAAACCAAACUCCCAGCGAUCUUCUGUCGAUCUCAAUCUCUACAAUCUCAUCUCCAUCUCCAUCAGCCACGAUGUACUUCCCUCUUGCCUUUGCAACCUUCGUCUUCUCGGCCCUGGCCCUGCCGACCGGGGGCAACAACAAGGUCCUCCCUGCCUGCGACGCGACCCCUCGUCCUUGUUCGUGUCCUGCGGGCACCUUCUUGCAAAACUCCACCAGCUGGGCGACCUGGCCAGUGCCCGCAAAGGAAAUCUCGGACAUUACUGCCAACUUCUUUGAAACGGCCUGGUUUGGUACCACUCCCACCGAGACCCAUGGCGAGCCCUACACUCCGGGAGCCGAGCGUGUUCUGUAUGGAGAGCUUCCCAACGCGGGCGUGUAUCCGAUGACCGAAGAGUUGAGAACGUUCAAGUGGCUGCCGCGCAACAAGGGCUACCAGCUCACCUUCGGACUGGCUGGCGUGCCCUUCUACUACAACACUACUUCAGGACCCGCCGGCCAGCUUGGUGGCACCUGGGAGUGGGUGGAUGUGCACGCAGUUGGCAAGAAGGAGACGUACAUGCUGUGGAACAUCUAUGCCUGUUUCUCCUCUGCUUACGACUUUGCGGGAUUCCACGAGAGCGCCAUGAACAACAUCACGGCCAUCUUGAAGGCGGAAGGAAAGAUGACAGGAGAGAUGAACGGGCCUCACUCUUACUAG
Molecule: messenger RNA, 738 nt
Organism: Aspergillus luchuensis
Lineage: Eukaryota; Fungi; Ascomycota; Eurotiomycetes; Eurotiales; Aspergillaceae
Exons: 4
Coding region: 1-738 (245 amino acids)
Source: RefSeq, a predicted model, not a curated record